AAGAGCGGCUCUCGGGCUUUGUUUUGUGGAUGUGAAUGAGCUCCAUCACCUCCACCAGAAAUGUGGACGGAUAUAAGGACGCUGCUACUUUUUCAUUUAUUAGUCCUGAGGCUUCAUUUCUCGGAAGCAACGGAUGAGUGUGAGGAUGGACAGUUUCAGUGCAACAACAAAAGGUGUAUACCAACCAUCUGGAGGUGCGACGAUGACGACGACUGUUCAGACAACAGCGAUGAAGAAAACUGUCGUAAGAAGACAUGUGCCCCCGCAGAGUUCGCCUGCUUGAACGGCCAGUGUGUCCCAGGACGCUGGCGCUGUGAUGGGGAACCAGAAUGCCCCGAUGGCUCUGAUGAGGCAGAGGAAACAUGCAGCAAACAGACGUGCCCUCCAGAGAAAUUUGACUGUGGGGGAUCCACCAACAAGUGUGUCUCGUUGUCAUGGAGAUGUGAUGGGGAGAAAGACUGCGAGAACGGGGCGGAUGAGGAGGACUGCGCGUCCGCCAAUCAGACGACUCAGUCAUCUGCUACCCCCACCCCUAGCCCCCUGCAGGGACUAUCCUUGCCCUACUUCUGA
Molecule: messenger RNA, 570 nt
Organism: Scomber japonicus (chub mackerel)
Lineage: Eukaryota; Metazoa; Chordata; Actinopteri; Scombriformes; Scombridae
Product: low-density lipoprotein receptor-related protein 8-like
Exons: 5
Coding region: 61-570 (169 amino acids)
Cellular component (GO): plasma membrane
Molecular function (GO): protein binding
Source: RefSeq, a predicted model, not a curated record